CAGUGAGAGAAGGGAAACACACAUUUCUCCUCUCUAUUUCUCUACUUUCUUGGAUAUUGACAUCAAAUAAAUUUGUGUCCAUUUUCUUAUUCAUUCCAGACUGUGUAAGAAGUGUUCAAAAAGUGUGGAGAAAAUGUGUUGAAGGUAGUGAAGAGUUGAGAAAUAUCACAGGAACCAGUCAGUUCUUUUCCAGACUAAGAUUGUUGAUAUUUUGGAUUGAAUCUGGGAAUUAUUACACUCAGGGAACUAUGUUGUGAUGUUAGUUGUUACAAACAUACAGAUGUGCAGAACAAUGGUGGUGGAUUUAUCAUAGCAGAUGUGGAUAAAACAGUAUAAUAGUACACAGUGUUGUGUUUGGAUAUAGAAGUGACUUGAUCAGUGUCAGUGUGGUGGAGUAAAGCAAGGAAAAACCAUGCGGACAGCUCUACUUCGGGAUUUGGUCUGAUAUUUUGGAUAUAAUAUUGUUAUACUGUGAUAUGUGACAGUGAUUAUGGAGUUAAGAUCAGAGAUAAUUGGACAGCUACUCAUCUUUAGUUUCCUUCUAAUACUCAGGGCAAGUGGGCUACAGCAUUUUAUAGAGCGACCCCAAAAUGUCAGUUUUGUAAAGGGUCAAACAGCAGUUAUGAGAUGUGCUGUACAAAACAGGGUCGGCAUGAUACAAUGGGGUAAAGGAACGAUCACGCCCAUUAUGCUUGGCUCAGAUAGGACGAUUCCUGGCUACAAUAAUAGAUACAGUAUUAUAGGCGAUGGUGCUACGGAGUUCAACUUACAGAUUUUAAACACCAACUUGGAUGAUGAUGAUGACUUCCAUUGCCAAGUGGGCCCGGCACACAAUGAACCGGCUCUGAUGGCAAAGGCACACCUUACCAUUCUAGUUCCGCCAAAUUUCCCAGAAAUUGUUGGUCAUACAAAUGGUUCAGUGGUUGAAGUGGCUUACACGGAGCCUGUACUACAGUUAGUGUGCAUUUCAACUGCUGGUCGACCGGCUGCUACAUUGAAAUGGUUUCGGAAUAAUCAGGAAGUCACAGAAGGUAUUGAAUACGAAAAAACUGCAAUAGCCAACGAUAAACGAGAAGAUGCCAAAAGUACGCUGACCUUGAACCCGACCUACCCAGAUGACAACAAUGUACAGUACACAUGUCAGGCAAAUAAUGAUGCUCUUAUCAAUGGUCCCUACAGAAUCACAGUGUUCCUUAGUGUUCUCUAUCCACCUUCUCAACCAACAAUUACGGGUUACAAAACAGAUCAGGUGAUCAGAGUAAAUGAUACUGUGCAACUAAUGUGUAUAUCAGAGGGCGGUAACCCACUCGCCCAGAUAGCUUGGUUCAGGAACAACGCCCAGGUGGAUUUCUCUUACAGCCAGCGCGGCAACAGGGCAGAGAAUGAGCUGAUUAUUACUGCAGAGAGGUCGGACAAUGAUGCCGAAUAUAAAUGUGAGGCAUGGAAUAGAGUGAAUGCGGAAACGCCGCUCGUAGUGACACGGAAACUUUUAGUUUACUUUGCACCAAAGACAGCCACCAUAACGGGAACGAGAGAGGCGAAGGCCGGCGAGACUUUGACCUUGACGUGUACAACAUCAAACAGCAAUCCAGCUGCUGUUGUUGAAUGGAUACCUCAUGGAUCUAGCGGGGCAGAUAUUCGAUCAAGGACGGAAGAGUCGCCGAAUGGUGGAUUGAUUACAAUAUCUGAGAUAGACAUCACACUGUCUAACACACAAACAAGCGCCAUCUAUACAUGCUCCGCUACAAACCAUCAGCUUGGGAUCACGGUGGCAGAUACUGCAACUGUUGGGGUUCUCUAUCCGCCAGAAGCACCACAGAUUUCAGGGUAUACAGAAGGAAAAUCAAUCCGAGCUGGUGACCUAGUUAAAUUGCGAUGUACAGCACUGAGGGGCAAUCCUCCGGCUACACUGAAAUGGUUCAAAGGUGAUGAAGAGGUGACAGAGGUCAAUGACUUGUCGGCCGGAAAUAUUCCAUCUUUGGAGAUCGCCAUAGUUACCAGAGCAGACGACAAUGGUGCCAUCUACAAAUGUGAAGCCUCAAACCAAGCCACUGAUUCCCCACUGGUUGCUCUGAGGAAACUUACGGUUCAUUUCCCUCCAGCCAGUGUGAAUAUCUCCAGCGAUCCUGUGAUAGCACGUGCAGGGCAUCGUCUGAGACUCAAGUGCAUGUCAGCGUCUAGUAAUCCAGCCGCAGAGAUAACGUGGAUGCACAACAACCAGAAACUGACUGGGACAAAUAUCGGCAUGACCAGCGGAGUAAAUGGCGGGAAAAUAUCGAAGAAUCAGCUUGAGAUUAUUCCGACGUCAGCUGAUCACGAGGCAUCGUAUGGUUGCCGGGCAACCAACUUGGUACUGCAGGAAACUAUUCACGAUGCUAUCACUUUGAAUGUCCUGUUUAAACCAGAAUUUAGAGACAAAAAUACCACUGUCCCUAUUACGGCUGGAGAGAGCAGGAUUGUAAACCUGACUGCCACGGCCAAUCCUACAAACGGCACGUAUGUUUUAAAACUAGGGGACGUUGUUAUAAACCCCGGAGACAUUAGCAGUUUUUCACUGGAAGAAGGAGUACUGACAAUUUCAGCGAUUUCAAAAGAUGAUGCAGGAGUGUACACCAUCGUUGGUACAAACACCGAGGGCAGCUCCUCGUUCGACUUUACUAUUGAUGUCUUGUACCCAGCAGAAAUCUACGAGGCUAAUCCAAUAACAACUGAUGCAGGAACUUCCAUUGAGCUUAAAUGUCUUGUUCGUGGUAAUCCAAUGGUACCGAAUAUGGUUACGUGGAAACGGGAUGAAUUUGAUAUGACACGUGCAUUACCGUCGUACGAAGAGGGUGUCGGUACUCUGUUGAUAGAGAAUGUGGAGAAGACGGAUUCCGGAAUAUUUACGUGUAUAGCACAAAACGGUAUAGGCAGUGCAGUUGAACACACUGUAGAGUUAACCGUCAGAUUUGUUCCUGUCAUCGAUAAAGCAUUGAAGUACAGCAAGGCCGCAAGUAAUGUGGGCCGAACUGGAAAGCUGGUGUGUCGUGCCCAGGGUGCUCCUACAGUGUCAUUUAAAUGGCAAAAGGAUGGAGUUGAUAUUGUGGCCGACGACGUGAAAUACGUAAUUGAGGAGAAGGUCGAGAACGGUAUAGAUUAUGAGAAUAUCUUGUCCAUAAAAAAUGUCGUGAAAGAGGAUUAUGGGAUAUACCAGUGUAUUGUGACCAACGAAAAAGGCGAAGAUAGACUGCCAAUUGACUUUGAUGAUACGAGAAAGCCUGAUCCUCCAGAUAACUUAGAGUUUGUAAAUGCCACUCAUAACAGUAUCACAAUCAAAUGGAAUGGUGGGUUUGAUGGUGGUCUGGUACAGAAGUUUCGGGUGCGAUACAAACCCACGGUGACUACACAAGGUUACAUACAGGUUGAUGUUCAGCCCCCAACUAGUCAAAUAUUUACUGUCAAAGGUUUAACACUGGGUACAGAGUAUGAGCUGACAGUGAUGGCAUUCAAUGACCUUGGAGGCAGUGAUUAUUCAACGGAAGUUAUCACAGCAAAAACUUCAAAUUUGAAACCAGCCAUAGAUGUAAAGAAAGAAGAAGAGAAAGCUGAGGACAUGCCUGUUAUCAUUAUUCUUGUUGUGUGUGUAGUUGGGAUCUUCCUGCUCGCCCUUAAUAUUGGACUCAUCCUGUUCUUCGUUAGAAGGAGGAAGAAAAGGAUGGAAAAUGGCAGCGACACUACCAGUCAUACCAAUACAAUUGAACUGUACGGACCAAACAAAGAGACACAACUGUACCCUAUGACCCCAUCAGAUGAGUCAAGGAGUUACGGUACUUACGAUAAAAAUGAAGAUGACUUCUCAGACGAUUAUAAAUCUUAUGAGCAGCACCAACAACACAAAUGUGUAUCUGCGGAUGAUUGUCUAUGUCUGGGAAAAACUACAACAUGGAAAGAUAACUGCUGUUUUGACCCGGGGGACGAAGAUUUGAAGAGGGUGUUCCUGCCUCCCCCGGAAUACGGCGGUGUAACUUAUUCUCAUAAUAAACUAGAUUCACCAACAUUUGAUCAUCGGCAUCCCAUACAUACAGAGCCUAAACAUGCAUAUACACCCAGUGAUACAGAUUCUUGCCGUAAAUCUCCGUGGACGUAUGAAGAUCCUUAUAAAUCCAACUAUCGGGGUAAGGGUACAUUUGAUAGGGAUUAUCCCGACAGGGGUAAGGAAUACACGGGACCUUUAUAUGAACCUAAUGGUCAUGUUGGAGGAACACGACCAAAGAGUGUAACAGAAUUGUCAGAAAGGUCAAGUCGACCUUCUAGUCGCGGGGGCCACAAGACCCCUCCCCCACCUCCAGUGAGGUCUUCGAGUAAAGGGGCAGCAGAUAUCCCACCGCUGCCCGCCAGGAACUACGAGUCUCAUGAAGUCGCACCAAGAUAUGUACCAACCCCAGGUUCAUCUUCAUCAUAUGGUAGUAAUGUCAAUGUGAUCGCAAAUCCUCACUACGACGGCCCUUCACUACGAACCCCUUCCCCGGGACAACCGGCCGACCCCACAGACGACAUGAGGGGAUAUCUUGUAUGAUAGACUGUGCAAGAUAACACAGACUGGUUUUAGAAUAAUAACUGCUUGUUGCAAAAAACGAGAUUAAUAGGAGAAUGUGCAAUGUGUAGAAGUAGCAUUAUUUAUAAAUUAUUCGGGGACGAAUAUUCCGUAUGUGCUUGAAAAGCAUAUACAGGGAGCAGGGAUUAUAAAGAAUAUGAACAGUAGUCAUAAAAAAUCCCGUUAUGGACUCUCAUAUGUGAAAUGCUACAGAUUAUAGGGAUUUUAUUGAGGAUCACCAGUUGCAAAAAGAAAUACUGGAAAUAUAGUGAGGGAAGGAAUUGUUCAAGAACAGCUUGUUUUGAUUUACAUACUGCAUUGACAGUUGAAUUAAAUAAAUAAAAUUGUGAAUGUGUGAAUUUUGCACACAUGCUAAUAUUAGUUCAUAAUUUAUAAGAAUGUUCAAAGAUAGGCUGGUGCUGAAGUGUGUUUCAGAGAAACACAUCUGUGACGUGUUUAAGGAAAAACACGUAAGAAUGUCUGAAUGAUCAAGUCAAAUCCAUUUGUAGUCUCAACAACUAAUAAAUAAAGCCAUUUAUUGUGCAUUAAAGAAAAAAUUUGGUUUCCAUCCUUAGUUUGUUUUAAUCUGUUUGUAUAUUGACACAGUUAAUAUGAUACAAGAUUCUGUUGAUUUUUUGUACUUGAUAAUGACAGUGUUUGAAGAAUGUUGUGCUAACUUUCAACCAGUCAAAUAAAUGUAAUAUUGAUUUAACAAAAAAAUCACAUGCCAGUAGGUUUGAAAUUGUGCAAAUGCUGGUGUAUUUUAAUAGGGCAGCAUCUUUCCAUCAGUAAAAACUGUCAAAUUUAUAACAAAUUAUGACAUUAUCAAAAAGUAAAAACUUCAUUUUAUCAUAUGACAAUAUUAGUUAUUAGUUUAAUUGAAAUAAUGUGAAAUCAGUAAUUUUUGUGUGGAACAAAUUUUCGUGGAUUUCUUGGUCGAGUCAGACCACGAAAUUUAAACCCAAAGAAGCAAUACAAUUCUCAUUCAUUUUAUGUUGAAAUGUCAAAAUCCACAGAUUUUUAUCCUCACAAAAUAAUAACCUUGGUCAGACCACGAAAUUUAUUGAUUUUGCAGCGCAAGAAAUUUUGUGAUUUCAUGAUAAUGUGUAGAACAUCUUUCUUAUUUCGAAAAACGUCUGAAGUGUCAAAAAAUUUAGGAAAAUGUAUAUAAGCACCACACUUCAAAAAUAUACUUGUAACACCUAAACCUUGAGUUUUAAAUCCAUAAAUUUAUGUGUAGCAACUGUUUCAAAGUUUUGGGGAAGUUUUCUGCAGAUGCUUAUUGAAAUGCAUGGGGGCAUGGAGUUUCGGGUGGCUGGGAAGGGUUUCUGCACAUAUUUUCUAGCCAUUUGCAUACAAUUCUUGAAUCUUCAGUCUCUCUAUUCAUACAUUCUGGAUUAUGAAUUCCAAAGAAUAUUGCUUGGUUGUAUUUUUUUAAUGUUUGUGUAUGCAUGUUUAGAAAUUUUCACAUAAUAUUAAAAGUUCUUGCUGUGAAAGCAAGACAGAAAUGAAAGCCAUUCCCUAUUGUACUCAGAAAUUUUAAGUGAGAUGUGAUAUCAUUUUAUGAUACUGUGUGCCUGUGUAUUCAUAUUUGAAAAUGAGGCUCCAAGGUUGUAAAAAUAAGUUUGGGAACCACUCUGAAAAAAAUCAGACAUUGCGAUUGGUUGAUUAUUGGCUUUCCUUUGCCAAAUUGCAUUUUGAGAUGUUUUAUGUGUGAUGUGAUAUCGUUUUAUGAUAUUAUGUGCCUGUAUUCAUAUUUAGACGAUCUAACUCCAAGGUUAUAAAACUAAGCUUGAGGGACCAGUGUAAAAAAAGCAUUUUGAUUGGUUGAUUCUGAGUUCGUAUUUCAAAUUGACCAAUAGAAAAGCUGUAUUCUUAGACUGGUCUUCAAAUUAGUUUUACAACUUAGAUCCAGACUCCAAACUCUGCCUUAUAACCUUGGAGCCCAGGUUUAUUUUUUAUCACACAUUUCCCUGGAGUACACUUGAGUAUUUUACUUGUUUAAGCACAUGCAUUCUUGCCAUAUUAUCUGACAUUAGGGAAGUUUUGUCGGCUUUAAAGACAUUUUUCUUUUCUUUUUUAUAAAUUACCCUCACUCCUGUUCCAAAAUUUCAGUUGAAAAUACCAAAAAUAUACAUUUCUUAAACUGCAUUUAAAGGCCUACAUUUUCUUUAUUAUUUUCACAUUUUUAUGUAAACUCCAUAAAUAUACCUUCAGUCACGAAAUAUGGGUAUUUGAUGUGUUCGUACAUAAAUUGCUCUUUUUUUCAUAAACAAAAAAACAUGUUCAUACAUAUCCGUUACUUUGUAUCGUUUUUUGUACAAGUUUCCGCAGAAAGAUUCUAAACCUUUUUUGUUUUAGCAUAAUAUAUCAGAAAACAUAUUACCAAAACUUGUUUCUUUUUAACAGUUAUUUUAAGUCAUAACUUUUCAUGUAUACAAGUACAUUUGUAUUUAUAGUUUUUUGACAUUUUUGUAUUUUUUAGCCAUGGCUUAGGUCAGUAGACCUUCAACGUUUAGCCUGCUAAAUUUCUAAAAUGGACUGGUCCAUCAGUUUGGACAGUACCACUUAUUAGUCAAAGGGGUGUUCACUGAAAAUUUACUGACAGAAUAGUGACCAGUGCCGACCAAGAUCAGCAUGCACGGACGUGCUGGCUGAUCUUGGUCUGCACUGGUUGCAAAGGCAGAAGCAGUUGCUGCUACCAUUCAGAAAACAAAAUUUACAGCUAUGUUGACUGGCUCAGAUAGACAACUCUGAUAAGCUUGGCAAUCUUGUUUCUUUGUCUAUACACAUAUAAUUACAAAUACAUAUCUGCACAUGAUAUCAGGUCAUUCAUUCAAAAAUCAUAUCAGAAUAAUUUAUUUUGAAUUGUAAUUCUUAUUUCACUUUCUUCUUACUAUUGAUUUCCAUUUUCUUGUAUCAGAAAGAAUACUAAAAUUAGCACUUACUGCAAAUUCUCCACCUAAUAACAUUUUUGUAUAAGGGGAUCAGGUUUCAGAUAAGACUGAAGUACUGUUUUAUGUAAUAUCUGAAUAUUUUGGCUGUGUGCAUUUUCAGUAAAAAAAAAGAAAUUCAUAGAGUACUGUUAAAAUAUAAUUAUUUUUUGAGGACGUACUGUCGCAGAUUUUGAGUUAGUGUAAAUCCAGAAAAUCAUCCUGAACAGACAAUUUACUUUUCUAUAAAGUGACCUGUAUAAGCUCUUUUUUUCCACGGUAUAUCCAGUGUAUUCAUUUAGACAGAGAAUCAAAAUUUAUGCCGAUAAAAUUGAAUGAUUUCCCAGUAUCUUGGUCUUGUCAAAGGAAGGACCUAUUUAGUCAGGUCUUUAGUAAUGUUGUAUGAUAUAGAUCUAGCAAAAAAAAAAAAAAAUAAGAAAAAAAAUUGAAACUUCCAACAUUUUCCUGCCAAAUAUAAUUUACAAGAUCGCAGAACUGACUUCAUUUUGUUCAUAGGUUUUAUAUAUGACCACCUGACCAAAAACAGACUACUGUCUUAGAAUAUUUUGUCUUUUGUUAAGAGCAUAAGAAUGUCUUCCCAUAACACGAAUUUUGUGUCUUUUAAUUAUUUUUGCUUCUUCAUUGUUACUUUUUUCAGUUUGGUAAAUUUUACGUUAUAAAUUUUUGUUUUUGAGAGUAUUAUUGCUGUUAUCAUAUCAUUUACAUAUCCAUCCCAUGUAUAUAAGAUAUUACAAUAUAAAUGUCCCAGUUGCAUGUGCAUAUUACAAAAAAAAAAAGUCAUAUAUCAAAUUGUUCAUGUAUGUUUUUAAGUUUGUCUAUUCAAAGAAUAGGUAGAUCUAUUGGACUCACCCGUGUGCCGGGGUCCACAUCGGCGUAAGUUUUUGUAUGUAAGCUGGUAUCUCAGUACCCACUUAUGGGAAUGGAUUGAAACUUUACACACUUGUUCACUGUCAUGAUCUAACAUGCAAUGCACAGGUUCUGUAACUCUACUUUGCAUUUUUAUUAAAUUAUGCCCCUUUUUCGACAUUUCAGUAUUUGGUUAAAUUCUUAUAUGUAAGCUGGUAUCUCAGUACCAACUAAUGGGAAUAGAUUGAAACUGCACAUACUUGUCUACUGUCAUGAGCUAAUAUGCAUUAUACAGUUGUGCUUUUUUACAAAAUUAUGCCCCGUUUCCGAGUUAUAUAUUCAUUCAAUUGACAAGCUGUUGAAUAGUCGAGCAUUGCUGUCCUCCGACAGCUCUUGUUUUUAAUACAGCUGCCAUAGAUAUUUUGUACAUUUGUUUCAUAGAUUUAACAAAUUCUGCAAAGUGUGUCUAUCUGCCUGUCUGUCUGUCUGUAAUUUUAUAUAUCAGAGAGCUUGUGAAUACAAAACAAUUAACCGCCUUUUUUCACCACAGUUAUAAAACUAGGUUUUCCAGAUCAGUCUUGAAACUUGUGGAUCUGAUUGGUCAUUUCGGAGCCUAAUUUUGAAAAUACAAUUGGGAAAACUUGAAAAUUCUGAGACUAGUUUCCUAACCGUAAAAUUUUAUUUAAUACAGUUAAGUUUUGUGAACUUCUCAAAGUUUAUUUAUAACUGUGACCAGUCAAGACAAUAAGUCUGGUUUUUCUGACAUAUUUUCUGUAGCGUAGCAGUUUACUAGUGAAGAACAUAAUGUUGGAGAAGAAAUUCAGCAUUUAAGAUUGUUGUGUAAUAGCUAAAGACUAUUAUUGUAAGUAGCUAUUUAUAAAGCAACGUGCAUGUUCAGAUUGUCAGGCCCUCUGAUAGAUUUAGACUGAACAAAAUGUUUUAGUUUCUGUCUCGAAAUAAUUGAAUAUGUGAUUCUGUAUAUAGUGUUCUCUGUUCUAAGUUUAGUUACCAAAUUUAUAUUCGCAGCAACCCCUCCACUUUGCCAAUAUUUUUACAUCUCAACUGAAUUUUGUUUAGGUAAAUUAUUAGUACUUACAGGCGUAACUGACACUGAAAGUUCCUUGUUUAACCAUAUUUCUCUGACAUCAGUGCUUGUAAUGAAUGUACACUACCUAGAAAAAUACUUAGUGAAUUUGAAAGAAACGUGAAUGUACCUUGAAGCAUGCCUCUUAUAAAGAAAAGAAGAACUUUUCACCUUUCACAUUUUCGUUAAUAUUGAAAACAACUUAAGUUCCAACAUAAAUGACCAUAUCUUGUCAUUCAUUGUUUAACACUGUAAAUAUCAGCAUUAUACAUUGCAGUUUUUUACUGUUUUUGUAGUGGUAUUUUAAAAGAUCUUUCCGAGAGGAAUAACUUGAAUAUAUUCAUUGGAAGUUAGUUGUUUAAAUUUUCUGUUUGUACACUUCUACUAAGUUUGUUCAUGUUUUGAUAAACUUUGAAGUUGAGUAGCUCUUCAUUUGAAUCAGACUGUGUCCAAAUUUGUAUAGUAUUUUCACUCAUAAGGUAAACAUAUUCCAUGAGACAGUCAUGUGUGAAUGUGUUUGUUAAAACUCUAGUCGUGUACAUUUGGUAAGCAGAGAUAUGUUGUGAUAAUGAUGAUCAAAUAUUAUUGAUAAAUAUAUUAUUUUGAAUUUACAAA
This is a messenger RNA of Mercenaria mercenaria, 10072 nucleotides long. RefSeq names its product synaptogenesis protein syg-2-like. Lineage: Eukaryota; Metazoa; Mollusca; Bivalvia; Venerida; Veneridae. The record is from RefSeq and is a predicted model, not a curated record. The transcript has 23 exons. The coding region runs from base 491 to 4555 and encodes 1354 amino acids. Gene Ontology annotation, molecular function: protein binding.